AUGAUACACGAUGUUGGGGACCUUGACUUCUUCGGGAUUCGAAACCUACGAAAGCAAAAUGGACCGACGACUUUGCUUACAAGAAAUGCCGCUACGAUCUCACGCACAUGUGCCAAAUAUUCCGGGAGGAAAACUCCAAAUGUUUUCGCCGUCGAUGCCACAAGCUUCAACCACUUGGAGAAAAUGUGCCAGCUUGUUAGCAUGCGUCUAGCAUCCGCUGGUGAUGAUAACCAGGCUGGAGAUGCUCAAGAAUCGAGUGAGGAGAAGGAGAAGGAGAACCUCCUUCGUGGGCCGAAGUCACAGGUGAGCAAAUCCAAUUCCAACAGAAAAGAUACCAUAUGGGUACUAUUAGAUCGAUCUUCAGAGCCCCCUCCCCCCAAGCCGCCUACUCUCCAAUGCGCCCAGAAGACCUCCCCCCCGCUCCCCCAUGGCCUGCCCAUCUGGGAGGAGAUGGACAAGUUUGAGGAGCUGUGA
Molecule: messenger RNA, 474 nt
Organism: Penicillium waksmanii
Lineage: Eukaryota; Fungi; Ascomycota; Eurotiomycetes; Eurotiales; Aspergillaceae
Exons: 3
Coding region: 1-474 (157 amino acids)
Source: RefSeq, a predicted model, not a curated record